CCUGGUAAAAGUGUGCUUACUCAGCAGAGCUAUGUAAUGCCCAACAGAUGUCUUCCCAGAGAACCUCUGAAUGUGAUCAGAUUUUCCACACAAAGCAAACUCAGUUCUGUGGGCAAUAAUGAGCCAACAAAAGCAAAGUCCACUUUUGCUGAUGGUCCACCUUUUACUAAAUCAGGCUGGACCCUGCUGUGCUCCUGGAAGGAAUGCACUUUACGUAUGCUCCUCUCUAAGUCCUGCUGCUUUUCUCUGCUUACAUGGCAGUCCAAAGUGUCACAUUUCAAUUCAGCAUCUGGUUUUCAUAGCUCAUACAGGAUGUUGUCAAAGUGCAAUAAAACAACAGCGGUUUACUAUUGUUAUUGUAUAGAUUGUGGAAAGUGAGAGAGGGGAAAAAAUUCAGUUGGUCUAGGCAACCCUUCUUUUGUUGUACUGUGGCCAAAAAGGCAGUCCUAGACCAUGCAGCUUCUCAGUAUCUUCAGGACUCAUUGAGAGAUGUGCAACUUCAUGCGCUUACUGCACUUAGCAUAACUCAGCAAACAUGAUUUGGAUCACAUUAUUUUUGCUUUAUAUAUUCCCACAUCUUCUUGCGUUACCCAACACGACUGUGGACAUAAGCGGUGCUGCAGAUGAUGAACUCAUGAUGUUAGCUGAAGCUGUUGAAGAUGCAUCUCUACAGAAUCAGAAAGAACAGAGUGUCAGAAAUGUGGCUAGAGAAAAAUGCACAGUGCCGUGUGAGAUCACAGCGAAACUCAUGCAGGAUGAGAAGCAUUCUUGGUGCAGUAACCUUCAGCAUGCCAUGACAACAUAUACCAGGAGCACCAGAAAGCUAAUCCGAGAUUUAAUUGAUGAACAGCAGAAGACUCUGGAAUUCCUCUCUAACCAGGUAAUGGAACUCACAACCAAAGUCCACAGUCUGAGUUUAGACGUGCAGAGGAGCAACAGUGAGAUGUUUUCUGUGAAGCCCAUGCAUGCUCAUGGUAGAGACUGUACAGACAUCAAGGAAACACUAGAGGCAGUAACACCAAAAAUUCCAAGUGGGGUUUAUAUUAUUCAACCUGAAAACUCAGAGCUUUUGUUUGAGGUAUUUUGUGAAAUGGAUUACAUGGAUGGAGGCUGGACGGUCAUCCAGAGGCGGACUGAUGGCCUGACUGACUUUAGACGUGUGUGGUCAAAUUACCUGGAUGGAUUUGGACCCCUUCCCGGAGAGCAUUGGCUUGGUUUGAGGAAGAUGCACAGUAUAGUGAGUCAAAAGAACACCCGCUUUAAGCUUCACAUAUCCUUCGUCUCUCAAGAUGAGUCCACUGCUUAUGCUUCUUAUGACAACUUCUGGCUGGAAGACGAAAGCAAAUUCUUUGCAAUUCAUCUCGGCAGAUAUGCUGGUAGCGCAGGUGAUGCGUUCAGAGGAUAUGGGCAAGAGCAGAAUCAGGACACUGCACCUUUCAGCACCUCAGAUGUAGAUAAUGAUGGCUGCCUUCCUUUCUGCACGUUUGGUGGAAAAGCCGUGGAAAGCUGCAGCGUGCAACAGAACAACACAGGCUGGUGGUUUAAUCAGUGUGGCCGGGCGAAUCUCAAUGGCUCACCGCUGGAUCAAGAUCGUUCAAAUCAGCCACACCUGUACUGGGACACGUGGACUAAGAAUGGAGAACCUGUUAGCAUCAAGUCAGUAACAAUGAAGAUCAGGAGAGUUGAAGGCUCAAAUCUGAAAUAAGUGUUUUAAAAUUGUAAAGGUGGAGGAUUGUAAACAUUUUCAGAAAUUAUCAGUUAGAAUGUAGUUUAAUUAAAUAAACUUGACAUUACAAAACAAAAAAAGCUAGUUCUGUAAUAUUCUGCUAGUAUUCUGCUUUUUGAACUGAAAUGUCACUUUUAGGUUAGGGCUAUCCUGUUUAUAGAAACCAAGUGUUCUGCUGGCAGUGCCAUUGAUUUGUGCUGGAUAAUGAAGUGUAUUGUUUAGCAGCACUUCUAAGAAAUGACAUUUUGUAUUGUGCCACACUAAGGGUACAUAGCUAAACAACAUUCUGAUUUGUAGCCUCCUAGUAAGCACUCUGUGCAUGCCCUCUGUGCAAUAUGACUUGAUUUUUAUCACGUAUAUUAAUAUAUACAAAGUACAUGUUACACAGACAUGUAAACCAACUCCAAGACACUGAGAGAUGAAAAAAGCCAUCUACAUACAAUAAGUAUUUGACAAAGACGGAAAUGAUAAGUUAGUAAAAAACUGACACGAUUCUAAACUAAACUAUGUCUUUCAUUAAGGAUCUAAUAUUUUAUUAAAUGUGUUGUGUGUUAAAUAUGUAACGAAAUUAAACAUGUGGGGCUGUGCAAUUUAA
Molecule: messenger RNA, 2321 nt
Organism: Clarias gariepinus (North African catfish)
Lineage: Eukaryota; Metazoa; Chordata; Actinopteri; Siluriformes; Clariidae
Gene: angptl5
Product: angiopoietin-like 5
Exons: 8
Coding region: 536-1705 (389 amino acids)
Source: RefSeq, a predicted model, not a curated record